Molecule: messenger RNA, 8025 nt
Organism: Culicoides brevitarsis
Lineage: Eukaryota; Metazoa; Arthropoda; Insecta; Diptera; Ceratopogonidae
Gene: ash1
Product: histone-lysine N-methyltransferase ash1
Exons: 7
Coding region: 231-7784 (2517 amino acids)
Biological process (GO): regulation of DNA-templated transcription
Cellular component (GO): nucleoplasm; nucleus
Molecular function (GO): protein binding; chromatin binding; histone H3K4 methyltransferase activity
Source: RefSeq, a predicted model, not a curated record
ACCACAAUUUUCCGUAUUUUUCGUGGAAAAAGUGCGAAAAAUGGCAUAAAUUGUCGCCAAAUCCGACGUUCCAGGACUACCGCACACACGAAGCAGUCCAAAAAGUGUGAAAACACAAGAAAAACGCCGCCAAACGGAAUAAUUAAAAAUUGUGCGACAUAAAGUUUUGCUAAUACAACAAAAAACGCAUCAACUGGUGAUAAAAUUUUCGAUCAAUUAACUGAGACGCAAUGUCCAGCAGUAGCUACAAGACAUCAAAUAACAUCCCGACAAAGCAAAAAGCCGAGCCAAUGACAAAAUCGGCGCUGUCUUCGUCGUCUAGCAGCAGCUCGAGCGGGAGUGAUGACUCGGGAUCGUCUUCCGACAGCGACACAUCGACGGUAUCCUCGAAAAAGAAGUCGAGUGUUCAAGAUUCGCCGACAAAGAUGCCGCAAUUCAGCGUUACGAGUUCGGGCUUAAAGAUGAAAAUCGCCUUUCCGCGUACAGGAACCCCCCAACCCUCGAUGAGCGGAAGUCAUGAGCAACUCAAUGGGCAACAGCCGACACAGGAGAAAAGACGCUUGCCGACAAAAAAGUUAAUCCCUCACAACAAGCCUGUGACUCAUGACAAAUCCGACACAGACAGCGAAAGUUCGUACUGUACCGACUGUGAUAGCGACGAAUCGAAUGCCAGCUCGACGCGUGCCGUGCAAAAUAACAAACGCAAAUCCAGCUCCGUGCACAGUGGCAGCAACAAAAAUGCGAGUCGAGGAGGUUCAACAAGCAGCGGAGAAGCGAGCGAUUCGAGCAGCAACAGCAACACAUCCGACGACGACGAAAAAUCGCUCCAAGAAAUCAACGCUGACGACUUAAAUGCCAUCUUGCCAUCAACGGACACCUUUUCGGGUAGCUUAGCAUCGCGAUCUCUGACAAAUAAUGCCGAAGAUUCGUCGAGCGAUAUGGAAUUACCUGCAAUUGCGGCUCUAAUUCGUCGUGUCGAGAGCGAAUCGGAUGCAGAUAGUGCUCGUGCUGUCCCCCGCGUGCAAUACAACUCAAGUUUAUUGCAAGAUUUUGUCGCAAAAACGCAAAUGUUGGGCAACGGAACGACUUCAGCAUCGACAACGACCACUUCUGGCACAAAUGACACCAAAAAUGGCGCGAAAAGUGCUCCGCAAACACAAAAUGCGCCCCUUCCGCGUAAACGGGGACGCCCUCCGCGCCAAAAUCCCUUGCCAUCGACGUCGAAUCUCACGAACGGGCUUGUCAGCGAGUCUCCUGACUCGGGAAUUUUAUCAACAGUAAGCCCGGCGCCAUCCCCAAGAAACGGAAACUUGUCGAAAGCACAAAUAGCCAAAGCGGAAAGUACAAAAAAGCCGAAUAAGAAGCCCGAAACACCGAAAUACAGCAGUCUUGCCAGCAGUUAUCCCAUGGAACGUGUCUUGUAUCCGCCGCGACGCAAAAAAUCCAGCAACAAAGAUCGUUCGUCGUCACACAAGCCACUCAGCAAAGACGAAGCACUCGAUCCGAUGUGGAAAAAAAUCGAUUUAAACAAGAAAUUUCGUGAACCCUGCUUGGAUGGAUACAAAUCUGAUGGCGGGCACUCGAUUUGUUGCAGUAAACGACUCGCGGCGAAUAGCGGAUAUGUGAGUGAUUAUUACGGAAGUCGCGGAAAACGCAGUUUAUCGGGCUAUAAAUCGGAUCACAGUGUAAAAAGUCGCGGGAGAAGCGGAUAUCGCACGGAUUUCAGUAGCAGGGCGAAGAGUUGCGGGUAUCGCAGUGACUGCAGCAUCCGACAUCGGAAGAAAGUCCGACGUAAACGUCGAAAAAAGAUCGGAAAUGGAUCAAAAAGUGCCAUCGACGAGCUAAGUGACAUCUUACAAUUGGGAGCUUUAACGCUAGGAACGAGCAGUAACACAAGCAGCAGUCGCGAAUCGAUCCCAUCGACAAGGGGAAAGACUCCGCCGCCUCUUUUACCGAAAAAAGUCGAACAAAAAUUGACAUUGACGAAGUUCAGUAGUCUCAUGGCAGCAUCAAAGCCUAAAUUUGGGGCUUCUAUUCAAGUACCGCCCCCGAAAUUGGGUCAAGCAUCGGCUUUUGGGAAGAAAUUGACGCUUCAAAAGAGCGCAGCGCCCAAAUUACCGACACUUUCACGCGCCAAUGUCGAGGAACAUGCGGCGAAACAACGAAAAUCCAGCACCAAAGAUAUUCUCGAGAACUUGUGUGAACGUGUGACACAAAGAGUUCGUCAUCCGGAUGAGGAAGGGAACGAAUCGCCAUCAAUUAAGCCCGCCAUGAGUGUUCGUUCGAAAAGUAUCGAUGGUCGAUCGAUGAAAAGUCGUCGUACAAGUGCUUCCCGACGACAUCGACGCAUGUCAACGAUGAGUCGGUGCAGUAGUCGUUCGUCUCGGAGUCAUUUUAAGCGACGCGGGCGACGACGAGGCUCGAAAUACAAGUCACGAAGCUCCCUACCGGGCGGCGGAAAAGUCAAUGAUGCGAAAAUCUUGCUCGAAAUCGAUCAACUGAGCGAUUCGUUCAAGGCGCUUUGCAAAAUUUACGGAGAGAAAAAUGCGGAAAAGACUGUUGGAGGCAAGGGAAGUGCUGUGGGCAACAAAAGAGGACCCAAAAAGCGAAAAACGAGCGAUAACGCGGAAUCUUCGGCAGUAACAACAAGUACUCCGGCAACAAAACGUCGAAAUAAAAAAUCUGCACAAACAUUAACGCAAAGCCCGGAUGAUCAUAAACUUCCGUUAAAGAAACGACAUUAUCUUUUAGCUAACGGAGAACGUGGCGGCGAAAUCAGCGACGACGACGAAGUCUCGGGAGCCGAACAAAAACGCAAAACUCAUGACAAAAAAGAUUUCGAACGACUUCGAGCGCAUUACGAAGAAGCAAUCGAAUCGUGUAUCUCGAAAUACGGGAGUUCGUCGCCCAAAAAUAAGGAUUCAAGUAAAAAUGUGAGCCCGAAAAAGAGACAUUUGCUGAAGACAACGCAAGAAAAUGUCACUGCUCCAUUGAGUGUUGAUACAAAAGCAUCGGAAAGCGGGAAGAAACGAAAUAAUGCCGCGACUAAAAUAUCGCCGACGGAAAAUGGGGCAGCGAAAAAGGCAAGUGCAGCACUUUUGAGUCCCGAUUCGAAGGGAGUGACGAAGAAACUUAGAUCUGAUCCGUCGAAUUUUAAGUCGUCAGCGGAAAAUGGAAGUGCGAGUGAUAAAACGAGUGUUGGCAAGAAAGGAAAACAAGAAUCUCUUACGAAGGGGAAUAAAAAAUUGGGACAUGAGAAGGGUUCGACGAAGAUUUCAGUGCCAUCAAAGACCAAAUCGAAGCAAGACCAAACAUCAAAACUCAACAAAAAUUCAUCAAAUAUUCCGCCAGGCGUUUUCGAGCCGAGCUUUGAUCUUGAACUCCAAAUUCCUGUUUCGACAAUCAACUUUGCGGGAAAAUCCGAGUUUAGUCCCGAAAACAAAGGCAAGAAAGGAAACACGAACAAAGCAGCCGAAAAAGUUGUUGAAAAACUCUUAAGCAUCACCGGAGGUCAUUUACUGUUGAAGAAAAAGCGUCGCAAGGCAAUAAAUCGCACGGGAUUCCCUUCGAAAAAGAAGAAAAAACUCGUAAAAGUCGAAGAUUCGGGAGAAAAUCGUCAAAAAAUAUGCGAUCGCGUCCCCGUCGAAGGCGAAGACACGAAAAAAUUCAUCGAACGCAACCGAAAUUCGUUGUUGGAGGACGACGUUUCGCCAUCGCGAUCAUUACGAACACGCGAAAAACCGUUGCAAGACAAAAAUAAAUCUUUGACAUCCAAAAAAGGCGAAAAGAAAGGAAAACGCGAACGCGAGGAAACCUCACCCGACGCAGCGCCAAGUAAAAAAGUGAAAAAUGGACCAAAAACGCCGCGUGACAAAUCUUCCGACAGCGAACCUCUGAUAAAUCUCACGAAAAACAGCAAAAACAAAGAAAAUGACGACGUGGAAAAAGUGAAACGCAACAAAGAAGUGCCUUGUUCCUCAUCCGCUGGCACGAAAAGCAAAUCAACGCCCAGCAAACGUCCUUCAAUUGAAGAUGCCAUCAAAGAAAAAGACAAAUUAACUGUCAGCAUUGAACGUUUGCCGGGUUUGCGGAUACCAGAAAAAGGCACAAUCGAGUUAAAAUCUGUCACUCCUCAAAAAUCUCGAGGACGACAACUCACAAGACGCUCCGAUCUCGAAUUAUCGAAAGAAAAAUCGAAAAAUCACGAGAAAUCUCAUUCUUUACCAUCGACUCCCGUGAAAAAUUUGGACCAAAUCACGCGAUUAGAGAAACUUACGCGCGAAUUUAACCAAAAAUUCGCCGUCGUCAAGUUAAAAUCGCUCGACGACUCGAGUUUCGUGCCAAGCAGCAGCAAAAAAGACACGGAAAUCAUCCACAGACCUCGCGCCAAAAGCGUGGGACGAGGAUUGCUCGGAAAAGAUGCCGAAACUGACGAAAUAAAGCGUGACCUUGAUUUGACCUUCAAGCGUAAACAUCAGGAAAGAUCGAAAUCAGUGGUUCGUUACAUCGGAAUGCAACCCGCCAAGUUGAUGCAGGAAAAUAUUUUGCAAUCUCGGAUGCGAUCUCGUGCCAAAAGUGUCGUUCGUCAAUUAUCCCCCGACAAAGAAGAGGCUCAACCACGUCAUAAACGAGCAAAAACUGUGGCGCGAACAUUUUCAGCGGAAGAAGAUCAAGUUUUAACGAAAAAAUCAAAGGAAAGUCACAAGGAAACAUCAAAAAGAACGAGUUUGGCGAACAAAAAAGAGCCGAAAACGAAAAUUUCAGACAAAAAAUCGAAAGAAACGAAAGAAGUACCCGCAGAAAGUCCUCCAAUCAUCGAAGAUCACGGCGAUUUGGAACUUUUGAUACCGGCGAAGAAGUUACAACGCAAGAAAAAGUCAUUAAAAGUCGAGGAAACGACUGUUGAACAUCCAUCGCCUUCAUUGUCGACUCCUGAAGCGUCAAAUUUACCCUUAAAACCCAUGCCUGAAGUUGACGAGCUCGAACAUGACCCCUUGCCAUACCAAUCUGGCGUGGAAAUUUUCUUCCCAACUGAAGUUCCUGCCGAAAAAGAGCGCAAAGGCAAGAAAAAAUACUUAAUAGCGGGUCUUUUCUCGGAUUAUUUCAAAGAAGACCCGAAAUCUCGCACCUCAAAUGCAAAAAAUGUCAAUUUAAGCGAGGUUUCUGUAAGUCUUCCGCCUCCGCCGUACUGCGAACGAUACUUCCGUCACACGGAAAGUGACUUCCAACUCCCAUACGACCUUUUUAUGGCCACAAAAGCUGGAAAGCUCGCCGGAAAUAUCGCAAGUUGGCAUUUCCGGAAGCUCCGUGUGAACAUAUAUGCACCGGAUGUUCGUCCCACGCCCAUUCGCCCGAACGAUCAGCAAGUUUGCAGUUGCAAGCCGGGUUACGAUUGUGCGGAAAAUUGCUUAAAUCGCCUCGUUUACACGGAAUGUAGCGUCGAAACGUGUCCCAGUGGCGACAAAUGUCAGAACACGAAGAUACAAAAGCAUGAAAACGCUCCCGGACUCGAGAAGUUUAUGACGAGCAGCAAAGGUUUUGGGGUCAGAUGCAAACUUCCGAUAAGAAAAGGGACAUUUAUCUCGGAGUAUUGCGGCGAAGUUGUCACGGAAAAGGAGUUUAAGGAUCGCAUGCAGACCGUUUACGUGAACGAUCAACAUCAUUACUGCUUGAAUUUGGACAAGGGACUCGUCAUUGAUGGGCAUCGGAUGGGCAGCGAUUGUCGUUUUGUGAAUCACUCGUGCGCGCCAAAUUGCGAGAUGCAAAAAUGGUCGGUUAAUGGACUCUCCCGUAUGUGUCUUUUCGCGUUACGUGACAUAGAUCCACUCGAGGAACUCACUUACGACUAUAAUUUCGCGCUUUUUAACCCCGCAGAAGGUCAAGAAUGCAAAUGUGGCUCGAAAGAAUGUCGCGGCGUGAUUGGAGGCAAAUCCCAAAGAGUCAAACCCGCUUUGGAAGAAGACAAAAAACGAUCUCGCAAACAAAAAGCGAAGAAAAAUCAACCUUUGAUACCAAUCAAGUACGGAUCUUUGCUUCCCGCCUUCGUUCCGCCCACAGAACAUGAGAAAUUGGUAAUUGCUGAGCAUCAUUGCUUCCUCAUGAGGAACUUGCGGAAGGUCCGGAGGAACAACGAACGUCCCUUGUGUCCUGUAACGACGCCAAAUGCUCCUACAGUAAACGGCAAGGACCCCACAACGCCCGUUUCGAAGUCGACAACUUCAUUGUCGGUACCGAUGGCAGCAGUUCGAGCUCCGCGUAACAUCCGAACACGUGGUUUGGCUAUUUUUGAGGAUAAUCCAGAGCUGGAAAAGUCCGCGAGAGUCGCUGUGGUGCUCCGGAGUGUUUGUGAUGACAUCCAUUCGUUCAAGGAGAACGAAAAUGACGCCCAAACAUUGAUUUCGAAGAUCUCCCUGCCAAAUAAGAAAAAACUUCCGUUGUAUUACGAAAGGAUUUUGAACCCGUUGGAUCUGAAUAUCAUCGAACACAACGUCGAAAAGGGACUUUACAACAACCCCCGCCUUUUUGAUGAAGACGUAAAACGCAUGUUCAACAAUGCGAUCAUUUUUUACGGGAUCUCGUCGCCAGAGGGCGCUGCAGCGCAUAAAUUAAUGGAGUUUUAUCUGUCGAUCAAGGAUAAAGCGGCAGAAAAAUUGGAUAUUAUUCUCGGCGAUAAGCAACUUUUGGAUGAAUUUCUCAAGGGAUUGCCUAAAAUCAUCCCUCUUAAAGGCAAAAGACCCAAAGUUGAGUCAGAAGAUGUCAUUCAGUGCAUUUGCGGUUUGUACAAAGACGAAGGUCUGAUGAUCCAAUGUUCGAAAUGCAACGUUUGGCAGCACAUUGAAUGCACUCGAGCGGAUCCCGAAGCGGAAAAUUACCUCUGUGAGCGAUGUGACACGACAAAAAAGGUCGAUUAUGAGAUUACGCUCAACGAACACAACGAGGAUGGACAUCAGUAUUAUUUGUCGUUGAUGCGGGACGAUCUCCAGAUACGACAGGGAGACACAGUUUACGUUUUACGCGACAUCCCCAUGUCUCCGGAUAAGGAAAAUCCCGAUGCUCCGGUGCGGAAACACAAUUAUCGCACAAUUGGUGACAUCGAUUUCUGCCAAUGUGACAUUUUUCGCGUGGAAAGACUUUGGAAAGAUGCGGAGGGAAAGCGUUUUGUGUACGGGCAUCAUUAUCUCAGGCCGCACGAAACGUUCCAUGAGCCAACGCGGAAAUUUUAUCCCUGUGAAAUUCUCAGAUCGCCACUUUAUGAGGUUGUGCCCAUUGAUCUCGUGAUGGGACGAUGCUGGGUUCUCGAUCCGACGACUUUUUGCAAAGGAAGGCCCGUGGAAAGUGCCGAGCAACAUGUGUACAUUUGUGAGAUGCGGGUUGACAAGAGUGCCAGUACGUUCGCGAAAAUACCGAAACAUCAGUAUCCCGUUUGCACGAGAAGUUAUGCGUUUACGCCGUUCGAGGAGAAACUGAAAAUUGCAAAAACGUUUGCGCCGCAUGACGUAAAAGACAUUAUCUUGCCAAAGGAGAAGAAACGCAAAACGAAGCACGAGGAAGUUCAGCAGAUUCCGCGAAAAUCCUCACCCAUCAUGCAGUUGAUGGCACAACCGCCUAAAACGGCAAGCGAGAAACGUGGUCGACUCGAAGAUGUCUUAGCGCGUCUCAUGACAACGAUGGUACGUGUUCAAAGUGCAAAGGCAUUGCCAGCUGUGGAUUUGUCUUAUCUGGUAACUGGCAGAGGAGCGCGACAACGACGUCAAAAUGCAUCAACACCUGUUCCGACAACUUAAAAUGUGAAAAAGUGAAAAAAAUUAAAUUGAAAAGCAAUCCGUCUCGAAAUAAUAGAAAAAAAAGUAAGAGAAAUCGUACAAAACAAGAAAUAUUUUUCCUUAUAAAUAAAAUAAAAUUUUUCAUUCAAUUUAUUUCUUUCAAACAAAAAAAAAAGUUUGAAAGAAAACUUGUUCGAUUUUAUGGUUUUUUGUAAAAAAAAAAGGAGUAAAUAUAGAAAAAUAAGUUCAAUUAUUAGAUAUA